CAAAACCUUGCACGUAACGUAAGUAGAAAUUCCCUUUGUUUAAUUUACUCGGAAACCCUAGGGCUUGAUACAAAUAUACUGAUUUUGAUAUUAAAAAAUGUUAUUUUAUUUAGCAAAUAUAAAGGGAGAAAGGACUAAAUUGAAGUGACUCAAUCAUUGUUGACGCUAGAACUUUAUCCAGAACAAGUAUGGAAAGAACGCAACGAUUCUUUCCACCGUCGUAUUAAUUUCCAAAUUUCGGCCUUUUAAACUUUAUCCAGCUUAUUAUAACUUGCUUGAUUUGGUCCAAUUUUUGGUUUUGUGGUUGCUGAUUAUUAUGGAGAAAACUAGAUUCUUGUGGGGAUUCCUUUUCUUCUUAUUUUUUGGCGUUUCAUUCGGUAGAGUGCUGAAGCUUAGAGAGAGUGAUGGUUUACCUGUUUACAAUCACACACUGGCCAAAAUUUUGGUCGAGUACAAUGCUGCUGUGUAUGAAUCAGACUUGACUGAACUCUUCACCUGGACAUGUUCAAGAUGUAAUGGAAUGACAAAGGGGUUUGAGAUUGUAGAGCUUAUUGUUGAUGUCCAGCACUGCUUGCAGGCAUAUGUUGGGGUGGCUGAGGAUCUGAAUGCCAUUAUUGUUGCAUUUAGGGGAACUCAAGAGCAUAGCAUACAGAAUUGGGUUGAAGAUCUAUACUGGAAACAACUUGAUUUAAAUUACCCAGAGAUGCCUGAGGCAAUGGUUCAUCAUGGAUUCUAUAAUGCUUACCAUAACACCACAAUGCGGCCUGGAGUGAUAGAUGGUAUCAAACAAGCAAAGAAAUUAUUUGGAGAUAUUGACGUUAUAGUUAUAGGGCAUUCAAUGGGUGGGGCUAUGGCUGCCAUUUGCGCUCUUGACCUCAAGGUACAUCAUGACAUAAAAAAUGUUCAAGUCACAACUUUUGGGCAACCUAGGAUUGGAAAUGCAGCUUUUGCUUCUUAUUAUAGUCAAUAUGUCCCUAACACAAUUCGUGUCACUCAUGAGCAUGAUAUGGUGCCUCAUUUGCCUCCAUACUAUCCCUAUUUCCGACAGAAGUCAUACCACCACUUCCCUAGAGAGGUAUGGUUGUAUAACAUUGGAUUUGGAAGUUUAAUUUACACUGUUGAGAAAGUCUGUGAUGGAUCUGGUGAAGAUCCAACUUGUAGCAGGUCAGUCUUGGGGAGUAGUGUAUUGGAUCAUCUUUGCUAUUAUGGAGUUAAUUUGAAGGCUGAGACAUGGAACUCUUGCCGAAUUGUGGCUGCACCCCAUCUUUUGAAGUAUACGACUACAGAUAAUGCGGGAAAUAUAAUCCUGUCCAAGGAUCCUACGUCUGCUGUGCACAUUAACGAAGCAGCAACGAGCAAUGGGGUAAAUGUAUUGUGAAAUUUCUGCCUUGUUAACAUUAAAUGAGUUGUGUUUUGCUCCUGUAUCUUAUGUCACAAGGGAAUCUGAAGAUGGGGGGAUGAAGGUCUGCUUAUGAGCCCAUGUGUAAAUUUUAUGUUUAGGAUGUAUAUAUAACUCGUUAACAUGAAACAAAUGUGAAUAAUCGUUGGAAUAAUAUGGAAUCAAAUUCCAUUUUAAUGCUAUGUUUGGAAAUGAUAAUUUCAUGUUUAAAUCUGAAUUUGAAAAUAUUGGAUAGCAAAUGAAUAAUUGUAUAAUGAAAACUUUCAUCUAUUAAACGAUUAACGAUGAUAUCAAUUUUGGGGCGAGAUAAUCAAUUAUAUAA
Molecule: messenger RNA, 1721 nt
Organism: Amaranthus tricolor (Joseph's coat)
Lineage: Eukaryota; Viridiplantae; Streptophyta; Magnoliopsida; Caryophyllales; Amaranthaceae
Product: lipase-like
Exons: 11
Coding region: 317-1378 (353 amino acids)
Biological process (GO): lipid metabolic process
Source: RefSeq, a predicted model, not a curated record